Messenger RNA from Nothoprocta perdicaria, 5883 nucleotides. RefSeq names its product T cell lymphoma invasion and metastasis 2 (gene TIAM2). Gene Ontology annotation, molecular function: guanyl-nucleotide exchange factor activity; protein binding. The record is from RefSeq and is a predicted model, not a curated record. The coding region runs from base 430 to 5592 and encodes 1720 amino acids. Lineage: Eukaryota; Metazoa; Chordata; Aves; Tinamiformes; Tinamidae. Gene Ontology annotation, biological process: small GTPase-mediated signal transduction; positive regulation of axonogenesis; activation of GTPase activity. Gene Ontology annotation, cellular component: membrane; synapse. The transcript is spliced from 29 exons.
UCUAACACAGCAGUUCUUGGAGAGGCAAAAUCAAGCAGGCUGUCAGUUCUGCUAAAAAAGAGACUUCCAGGAGUAAUUGUUGAGCUCAUGAAGCAGCAAGGCCAGUGCUGAGAAACACACCCUGCCCUUUGGGCUCCCACUCCAGGAUGCAGUGGGAAACAAGGCAUGCGGAGAGCAAAUAAAUUUUUCAAGUCCCCGAUGCCUGGGAAGAAGCUUGACCUGACUUAUGCGUGCUGCAAAACCCCUCCCUGCUGGGAAGCUGUUCAGAAUUAAAUCCUGAAGGAGCAGAGAGGACGAGCAAUGGGAAAGAAUAAAAGACUGUGUGCAUCUCUCCCUUCUUUGGAAGGAGUAGUGGCUGGCCACGAAGACAACGCAAAGCAUGCUGACUGAUAACUGUGCCCACAUUUAACAGUGAUCCUACAGAGGAAAAUGGGGAAUUCAGAAAGCCAAUACAGUCUUCAGGGAUCAAAAAAUCAUGCUGCUGCUACAGCUGGUGCCAAGCAGAAGCCUUGCACUCUAAAAAUUCGCAGCAUUCAUGCUAAAGAUGAAAAGUCUUGCUCCUUGCAUGGAUGGGGACAUGCCAGUAGUGGCUCCAACUAUAAAUCAAGGUCCCUUGCCAGAAGCUGCCUUUCCCACUUCAAGAGUAGUCAGCCUUAUUCAUCUAGACUCGGUGACACCGUGCUGAAGGUCCCUAAAAGCAAUGCCCACACCAAACACAGGACAAACACCUCAGAGGACUACUGCCAAGCAAAUAGUGCAGCUUUUUUGCCUGAGAAUGGUUUCCACUAUAUUGGCCUUCAAGCGGCCUCCCGAGAGUGCAAUGGACACAUUUUGAAUUGCUAUGGAAAGAACGAGAGUCUUGCAUCCACCUCACCAUCAGAGGACAGGAGGAGUCCAAAAGUCCUCAUUAAGACACUGGGAAAGCUAGAUGGCUGCUUGAGGGUUGAAUUCCACAACAGCAGCAACAACAAAGUACCUACAGAGGAAUCCAGUGGACCGGUCCAACUGUUGAGGUAUUCACCUACUUUAGAAUCGAAACAGAACAACCUGCUUGAUGUCAGGAGGAACUCCAGCGCGGACUGUUCCUCCAGCCAUCGUCUGUCACCUACUGACUCAAGACUUCGAUCUAGUAAGGGAAGCUCCCUAAGCUCUGAGUCUUCAUGGUAUGACUCUCUCUGGGGAAAUGCUGGGGAUAUCAAUGAGCUGGAUGGUCCGUAUUUGACCAGGAGUACUCCAGAUACGAGCAUUCAUGCCAGUUUCCCAGCGAGUGACAACAAGAAGUCAUUCAACCAAAGUUCAUCUCUCUCGUCGCUCAGAGAUCUGUAUAAGGAUGCAAAUUUGGAAAGCACCCCUCCACCUGGGAUCAGGCUGUCCGAUGAAUAUAUCGAUGCUCAUGGCAGCUUAAGCAACCGUGUGUCGUUUGCCUCAGACAUUGAUGUUCCCUCCAGGGUAGAGCAUGGAAGUCCUGCACAUUACUCCUCCUACACGCUGCCAUGCAGAAAGUCUAAGCCCCUCAAUGAGGAUGUAUCCAAGAAGGACACAUUAAAAAGCCGAAUGCGACGCAUCAGUGACUGGACAGGAAGCCUCUCGAGGAAGAAAAGAAAGUUGCAGGAGCCCAAAUGCAAAGAUGGGAGCGAAUACUUUGACAGCAGGAUGGACAACCUCACUGUUGACACUCUGGCACCUUCCCAGCUUUCCAGUUUGCUGUGGUCACCAGGUUCCAGCCAUGUCCUGUCCCAGAGAAGUGAAUCCACUAAUGCCAUCAGCAGUGAUGCCCUGAGGCAGAACAUCUAUGAGAACUUCAUGCGGGAGCUGGAGAUGAGCAGGACAAACGUGGAGAACACGGAGACCUCAUCAGAAACCGAAGACUCCAGCAGUGAGUCCCUCAGCUCCUUAGAGCAGCUCGAUCUGUUGUAUGAGAAAGAGCAAGGAGUGGUGCGCAAGGCAGGGUGGCUGUUCUUCAAACCCUUGGUGACUCUGCAGAAAGAGAAGAAACUGGAGCUGGUCACCCGGAGGAAGUGGAAGCAGUACUGGGUGACACUCAAAGGUUGUACCCUGCUGUUUUAUGAGACCUAUGGAAGGAAUUCGAUGGAACAGAGCACGUUGCCUCGGUAUGCCCUGUUUGCAGAGGACAGCAUAGUGCAGUCUGUUCCAGAGCAUCCCAAGAAGGAAAACGUAUUCUGUCUCAGCAAUUCUUUUGGAGAUGUCUACCUAUUUCAGGCGACAAGCCAGACAGAUCUGGAAAACUGGGUUACUGCCAUACAUUCAGCUUGUGCUUCCCUCUUUGCGAAGAAGCUCGGGAAAGAGGACACCGUUAGGCUAUUGAAAAACCAAACUAAGAGUCUCUUCCAGAAGAUUGACAUGGACAGCAAGAUGAAAAAGAUGGCAGAGUUACAACUCUCUGUUGUUAGUGAUCCAAAAAACAGGAAGGCCAUAGAGAAUCAGAUCCAGCAAUGGGAACAGAACCUGGAAAAAUUUAAUAUGGAUCUUUUCCGAAUGCGAUGUUACCUAGCGAGUUUGCAAGGUGGAGAGCUCCCAAACCCAAAGAGCCUUUUGGCUGCUGCCAGUCGUCCUUCAAAACUGGCCCUGGGGAGGCUUGGCAUCUUCUCUGUCUCAUCCUUCCAUGCACUGAUCUGCUCCCGGGAUGAAGCCGCCCUCAGGAAGCGGACCCUGUCUCUGUCACAAAGAGUCCGAAGUAAGAAGGGUCUGUUUUCUUCACUGAAAGGACUGGAUACAUUGGCAAGAAGAGGAAAAGAAAAGCGACCUUCCAUAACUCAGAUUUUUGAUUCAGCUGGAGGACAUGGAUUUGCUGGUGCCCAGAAUUCAGCCAACUCUGCCGAGCAGCAAGUUGAUGAACUCUUGAACAUCUACUGCUCAGUGCCAGAGAGCAUCCAGAAGGAGAAUGCUUGGGAAACACAAACCUACGUUCAUUUCUGUGAUGGCCAAGGAGUGGCAUUAACCCUCAAGCCAGAACACAGAGUGGAAGAUGUUUUAUCUUUGGCAUGCAAGAUGAAACAGCUGGAGCCAAGGCACUAUGGCUUGCAACUCAGAAGACUGGUUGAUGAAAAUACUGAGUACUGUGCUCCUGAACCAUAUGAAUACAUAGUAGACCAGGUGUAUGAUGAAAUAGAAAUUUGUCCAUUAAGUGUUUAUCAUGUUCAUCUUACAAAGACUGAAAAUAUAAGUGAUUUUGGUUUUGCUGUCACAGCUCAAGUUGAUGAAAAUCGACAUCUCACUCAUAUACUUAUAAGUGAUGUUCUCCCUGAUGGACUAGCAUACAAGGAAGGGUUACGAGUAGGCAAUGAGAUUUUGAGCAUAAAUGGAGAGGCUGUGUCUGAUCUUGACCUCAGACAGAUGGAGUUACUGUUUUCGGAGAGAAGUGUAAUGCUUACACUGAGAAUUAAUCAUUAUGGAGCUCAGCAACCAUUAUGUACUUCAUGGUCAGAUGGUGACAUUUCUAAGGACCCCAAAAGUUUAUUGCCCCCUCCAAACCAGUCACAGCUCCUGGAGGAGUUUCUGGAUAACUUCAAAAAGAACACAGCAAAUGAUUUCAGCAAUGUGCCUGAUGUCACAGCCAGCUUGAAAAGAAGCAGUACCGAUGGCACCCUGGACCAAGUACCACACCGCGAAAAGGCUGAUCCAUCCUUCAGAAGUGCGGAACAGAUCAGCGCCUUGUGCCGAAAUUUCCAGGAAGUCCAGGCAAGCGGUAUGGAAGGACAGAAGGACAUCCAGGAUCCGUCUCCUCGACCACUGGCUCGGCACCUAUCUGAUGCAGACAGACUGAGAAAAGUCAUCCAAGAACUUAUGGACACUGAGAAAUCUUAUGUCAAGGACCUGAGCUGCCUAUUUGAGCUCUACUUGGAACCCCUUCAAAACGAAACUUUCCUUACCCAAGAUGAGAUGGAGUCCUUGUUUGGCAGCUUGCCAGAAAUGCUGGAUUUCCAGAAGGUGUUUUUGGAGACCCUUGAAGAUGGAAUUUCUUCUUCCUCAGACUUUAAUACAUUGGAAACACCCUCCCAGUUCCGAAAAUUAUUGUUUUCCCUCGGAGGUUCCUUUCUGUAUUAUGCUGACCACUUCAAGCUGUACAGUGGCUUCUGUGCAAACCACAUCAAAGUUCAGAAGGUUCUUGAGAGAGCCAAAACAGAUAGUGCCUUUAAGGCCUUUCUGGAUGCUCGAAACCCCACAAAGCAACAUUCUUCAACGCUGGAGUCGUAUCUCAUAAAGCCUGUCCAGAGAGUGCUGAAAUACCCUCUGCUGUUAAAAGAGCUGGUGUCUCUGACAGAUAACGAGAGUGAGGAGCACUAUCAUUUGACAGAAGCACUGAAAGCAAUGGAAAAAGUAGCCAGUCACAUCAAUGAGAUGCAGAAGAUAUAUGAAGAUUACGGCACAGUAUUUGAUCAGCUGGUUGCAGAGCAGAGUGGAACCGAGAAGGAGGUGACGGAGCUUUCAAUGGGAGAACUUCUGAUGCAUUCUGCAGUUUCCUGGCUGAAUCCUUUCCCAUCUCUGGGCAAAGCAAGAAAAGAUCUUGAACUUACAGUGUUUGUUUUUAAGAGAGCUGUAAUACUUGUAUAUAAGGAGAACUGCAAACUGAAAAAGAAAAUGCCCACUAAUGUUCGUGCUGCACAUAAUUUUGGUGACUUGGAUCCAUUUAAAUUUCGUUGGCUGAUUCCUUUAUCUGCUCUUCAAGUUCGACUGGGGAAUACAGCAGGAACAGAAAACAGCUGUAUCUGGGAACUCAUUCACACCAAGUCAGAACUAGAAGGCAGACCAGAAACUAUUUUUCAAUUGUGCAGCAGUGACUGCGAGAACAAGACUAACAUUGUGAAGGUGAUCCGUUCUAUUUUGCGAGAGAAUUUCAGACGUCACAUAAAAUGUGAUUUGCCGCUGGAGAAAACCUGCAAAGAUCGACUUGUUCCGCUCAAGAACCGUGUGCCUGCAACAGCCAAACUGGCUUCCUCGCGGUCUCUGAAGGGGCUGCGGCCCGCCUGCAGCAGCGAGUGGCACGGCGACGCGGGCAAGGGCAACGGCCACGACUCCGACGAGUGCAGCCUGAGCAGCAGCACCCAGAGCAGCAGCUGCCACACGGCCGAGAGCACCCAGGAGCCCCCCAGUUCGUCCCCGGGCAAACGCUCCCCGAGCUGCGCGUCAGACGUCUCCAGCGUCCUCGUCAAGGAAUCCGAUAUUCUCAGCGAUGAGGACGACGACGAUUACCAGAGCCUAAAGAAAGGCAGCCCUACUAAAGAUAUAGAAAUACAGUUCCAACGCCUGAAGAUCUCCGAGGAACCGAGCGCUGACUCUGAACGAGAUCCGGGCCCUGAGAAGGAGGAAGGGGACGGUUUCAAGACAGACGAGCACCCCAAGCUGGUGCGCGGCCACUUCUGCCCCAUUAAGCGCAAAGUAAACAGCACAAGGCGGAGCCGAGGAACGUUGCUGGCCAUGCAGGAACGCCACCAGUCCCUUGACAGCCAUUCUGAGGCUGCAAACUUGGAUCUGAACUCCAUCUUAGAGCGAGAAUUUAGUGUCCAGAGCUUAGCCUCUGUAGUUAAUGAGGACUGUUUUUAUGAAACUGUGGAGAAGCACGAAAAAUCCUAGCUUUCGGAGCACUAUAUUUAAAUUAUGGUUCAUUUUAAGUCCACAUAAAAUUCACCAAACUUAUUUUGCUUUAAAAUUAGUAAAUUCGUGGAAGCCGCAGGAAAACUAAUAUCUAUUUGAUUCUGUGCACUAAGACAGUUUUUUUUUCCACAAAAACAGCUGUAAAGGACUCUUAAGUUAUUUUAAUUUAUUGUGGAUCAAAAAUAGAGUAAGCUGGCCAAGGUCUGUAAGUUAGUUAACCCUUUUCAAGCAGUUACUGAGAUUUUGUAGUAUUAUUGAGGAGGGUAGGGG